AUGGCCUUGGCCCAGCGGCAAGUGGCGGUGCAGGAGGGACCCCUCUACCGCACGGAGGGGUCCCACAUCACGCUGUGGUGCAAGGUGAGCGGCUACCAGGGCCCAGCGGAGCAGAACUUCCAGUGGUCCAUCUACUUGCCCUCGGCCCCCGAGCGGGAGGUGCAGAUCGUCAGCACCGUCGACCCGUCCUUCCCCUACGCCAUCUACACGCAGCGCGUGCGCAGCCGGGGGAUCUACGUGGAGCGGGUGCAGGGGGACGCCGUCCUGCUGCACAUCACCGACCUGCAGGACCGCGACGCCGGGCAGUACGAGUGCCACACGCCCAACACCGACGAGAGGUACUUUGGGAGUUACAGCGCCAAGAUGAACCUCGUGGUGAUCCCCGACUCGCUGAGAGUGACAGCGGUCCCACAGACGCUGAACAAAGUAGAGCAUGACUCUCUGGAGCUGAAGUGCGAGGUGUCCAAGAGCACAGACCAGCACAGCCACGUCUCCAUCGCCUGGUACCGGCAGCGGGGCGGCGAGGCGCCCGUGGAGGUCAUCUCCCUCAGCCGCGACUUCGUCCUGCGGGCUGGCAGCGCCUACGCCCAACGGCAAGCCACGGGGGACGUUCGCUUGGACAAAGUUGGGGAGACCACCUCAAAGCUCACCAUCUACAACCUCCACCCAGCGGAUCAGGGAGAGUUUUACUGUGAGGCGGCAGAGUGGAUCCAGGACCCGGACAAGUCUUGGUAUGCCAUGACCCGCAAGCGUUCCCAGAGUGCCAUUGUCAACGUACAAGCCACCGAUAAGGAGUUCAGUGUCCGGCUGGAGACGGAGAAGCGGACGUACAUUGUGGGUGAGCCAGUGGAGUUUCGGUGCAUCCUGGAGGCGCAGAACGUCCCCGACCGCUACUUUUCCAUCUCCUGGGCCUUCAACAGCUCCCUUAUUGCCAGCCUGGGACCCAACGCCGUGCCAGUGCUCAACAACGAGUUUACCCAGCGUGAGGCCCUGGGCCAGCUCAAGGUAGCCAAAGAGAGCGACAAUGUUUUUGUGCUGAAGAUCUACCGCCUCCGCCUUGAGGACAGUGGCAAGUACAACUGCCGGGUGACUGAGCGGGAGAAGACUGUCACGGGGGACUUCAUUGACAAAGAGAGCAAGCGGCCAAAGAACAUCCCCAUCACUGUCCUGCCACUCAAGACCAGCAUCUCCUUGGAGAUGAUCAACAACGCCAGCAAUGUCUUGGAGGGGGAGAGCCUGCGCUUUGGCUGCAAUGUGCGCUCAGGCUUCGGGCCCCAAAGCCGCUUCUCCGUCACCUGGCAGCUGGUGGACAAGCUGAACCGGCGCAGUGAAAUUGUGCGUCUGGAUCGGGAGGGCACCCUGCAGCCGGGUCCCUCGUACGCUGAGCGGAGCAGCUAUGGGGGCAUCCAGGUGGAGCAGGUCCGGCCUGGCUCCUUCACCCUGGAGAUCUUCAACAGCGCCAAGGCGGACGAGGGCCACUACGAGUGCCGGGUGGUCGAGUGGACGCGGACAUUGGAUGGGGAGUGGCAGAUGGUUGGGGAGCGGCACGCGGGCACCCUGGUGUCCAUCACUGCUCUGG
This is a messenger RNA of Merops nubicus (carmine bee-eater), 1579 nucleotides long. Its product is annotated as immunoglobulin superfamily member 3-like. The transcript is spliced from 4 exons. Lineage: Eukaryota; Metazoa; Chordata; Aves; Coraciiformes; Meropidae. The annotation marks the transcript as partial. The record is from RefSeq and is a predicted model, not a curated record.